Molecule: messenger RNA, 640 nt
Organism: Alternaria alternata
Lineage: Eukaryota; Fungi; Ascomycota; Dothideomycetes; Pleosporales; Pleosporaceae
Product: cytidine deaminase
Exons: 2
Coding region: 1-558 (185 amino acids)
Cellular component (GO): cytosol
Molecular function (GO): zinc ion binding; cytidine deaminase activity
Source: RefSeq, a predicted model, not a curated record
AUGUCAACAGUCACGAUACCAAAAUUCAGCCCUGGUGAAGCUGUGACAGAGCAAGAUGGGUUGAUCCAUGGCGUUUCGGCGCAGGAGCUGCAGGUGUUGGGGGAACAGUGCUUUGAUGCGAGGGCCAGAGCUUAUUGCCCAUACUCCCUUUUCCGCGUCGGCGCAUCCCUCCUCCUUACCACAUCUUCGGCGACGGAUACAUCUGCAGCCCACACUAUAAUCGGCGCAAACGUCGAAAACGCGUCCUACCCUGUCGGCACUUGCGCGGAGCGCGUAGCCAUGGGUACAGCUGUCAUGGCAGGCCAUCGCAUCGGAAGCUUCAAAGCCGUUGGUGUAACGACCGACAUUGACGACUUCUGCUCGCCGUGUGGAAUGUGCAGACAGUUCCUGCGAGAGUUUUUGAAGCUCGAGACACCCAUCUUCAUGUUCAACAAGGAGGGCAAGUGGAUUGUGAGAACCAUGGGCGAGCUGCUUCCGCUCAGCUUCGGGCCCGAUGUGCUGCCACCGCGGGAGGAGUUGAGGAAGAACCAGGAAGACGACAAGGCGAAGACGGCGUGAAGCAUGUCAUCCUCGGAAGUGUUGAUGUAUUCUCUGGUUACCAGAACUAGAUGAUAGACUAGAUACGACAAGUUCUGAAACC